AUGCAAGAAAUCUCACUACCCAGUCCAACCUGGACAUGGUACARRYCCAAUGGURACCGUAUUACCAAUGUMCGUARWAYUACUAAUGGUAGUGAGGUGACAGUGCUGACAGAAGAGAGUGRUGAUUAUGGGAUGUACACUUGUAGAGCAGMAAACAUUGCUGGUACCGACUUAAGCAAUAUCAACGUGGUACAACUUUUUUCACCAGGACCUCCAAGCUUUAAUGUUACAGACAUCGAAGCAUCUUCUGCUGUUGUACGGUGGGCAGAACCAGUUGACAAUGGUGGUAGUAAAGUGACUGAAUACAAAGUGGAAAUUAACUCAAAGACCUAUAUCAUCGCUUCCUGGAAACAUAAGCAUUUCACUAUUCCUGGUCUCUCCAAAAACAAAAUUUAUGUUGUAAAAUUGUACGCAAAAAAUGUUGCAGGUUAUGGGAAUGCCUCGAGUAAGACUUUUACCACUAAAAAGGAAGGACCACCAGGUUCACCUGUUUUGAAAAUAAUUGGAGUAAGUCCUACAACAGUGACAUUAAGUUGGUCAAAACCAGAAGAGAAUGGAGGUGAAAUACAAUACUACACAAUCUACAAGAAACUUGCUGGUGCUGACAAAUGGUCACAGGUUGGCACACUUUCAGGUGAACCGCUCACAUACACGGUAAAAGACCUUCUUCCAGGCAAGACGUACAGCUUUCAUGUCACUGCGAAAAAUAAAGAUGGAAGCAGUUUGUUGGGUGUUAAUGUGAUAACCGUGACAUUACCUGUUGAAACCACUACUCCUCACCCCUCAACAAGUGCUAUUG
Molecule: messenger RNA, 799 nt
Organism: Exaiptasia diaphana
Lineage: Eukaryota; Metazoa; Cnidaria; Anthozoa; Actiniaria; Aiptasiidae
Product: immunoglobulin superfamily DCC subclass member 3
Exons: 4
Molecular function (GO): protein binding
Source: RefSeq, a predicted model, not a curated record